This is a messenger RNA of Hevea brasiliensis (rubber tree), 606 nucleotides long. RefSeq lists its product as uncharacterized. The transcript has a single exon. The coding region runs from base 1 to 606 and encodes 201 amino acids. NCBI's taxonomy places the organism in Eukaryota, Viridiplantae, Streptophyta, Magnoliopsida, Malpighiales, Euphorbiaceae. The record is from RefSeq and is a predicted model, not a curated record.
AUGAAGAAUCUCUAUAAGAAAGGCAAAGUUCAUCCAUCUACGCCGUCCGUCUCCCACCACUUAUCGCUGCUUCCGGCAACAAUUCUCACCCUUGCAGCUGCUCUCUCCGAUGAAGACAAACAAGUCUUAGCUUACCUUAUCUCCAGCUGCGGAACCUCCAACUCCAAAUCCACCAGCUUCACCGGUCACCAGAAAACUACUCUUCCCACUGAUGAUGAUCAUCAUGGCGAUGAAGUCAGCGGCGGGAAUCAUGAUCCAAUGUUUGAAUGUAACUGUUUUAGUUGUUACAUGAGUUUUUGGGCGCUUUGGGACAGUUCACCUAACCGUCAACUGAUACACGAGAUCAUUGAAGCUUAUGAGGAAGAGUUGUUCCAGAAGAAGAAGAAGAAUUCGAAGAAGAAGAAGAAGGAGAAAAGUAAGCGAGUUUGCGAUGAGUCAAAAGAGAAUAUUGAUCAAGAGAAGGCAUUGAAGGACGAGUUGGAAUCGGAGGAGAAGAAUUCAUCUGCUAAGAUUGAAGAUGUUCAGGUGGAAUCGGAGAAGGGUGCCGUGAGGAAGGUUGCGAGCUUCAUUGGAGAGAAAUUUUGGGGAAUUUGGAGCAGGGAUUAA